GUCUUGCCGUACGGCGGAGGUCAUCCAGGAGACGCCGAGCGUCUGUGGGGCCCGGGCCUUCCCUCCGUCUCCUCCGCCAGGCUCCGCUCUCCGGCCUGGACAUGUUCCGCCAGGCCGCGAGGCUCAGGCCGUGUGUCCGCCUGAAGCCCAGCUCCCGGCCCGAGCGCCGGCCGCCCAUUGCGGGGCUCGGUCUCCGCCUCGGCCCUCCACCUCCAUCGUGCCGCUGGGCCUCCCUCCCCGCCUGCGGGCCCCAGCACUUCCUGCUGCCCGGGAACGGGUUACCGGUGACGGCCAGGAGAUGGUACAGCCUCCCCCCACAUCAGCUGGUGACGUUACCUGCUCUGUCACCCACAAUGCAAAUGGGCACUAUAGCCCGGUGGGAGAAGAAGGAAGGUGAUAAAAUUAACGAGGGAGAUUUAAUAGCUGAGGUGGAAACUGACAAAGCAACUGUAGGCUUUGAGAGUCUGGAAGAAUGUUAUAUGGCAAAAAUCCUAAUGCCAGCUGGAACACGAGAUGUGGCACUUGGUACGAUCAUCUGCAUCACAGUUGACAAACCUGAGGAUAUUGAAGCUUUUAAGGAUUACACUCCAGAGGCAGCGGUGGCAGCUGCUUCUGGCCCACCACCUCCAGCAGCUGCUGCACCCUCUUCCACACCCUCCGCUCCACCCAAAGCUCCAGGCAGUUCUUAUCCUCCCCACAUGAAGAUUACCCUACCUGCUCUUUCUCCAACAAUGACAGUUGGUACUAUUCAACGAUGGGAGAAGAAGGUGGGCGAAAAGUUGCGUGAAGGUGACCUUAUAGCUGAGAUUGAAACAGAUAAAGCAACAAUAGGUUUUGAAAUAAUGGAAGAAGGUUAUUUAGCCAAGAUUCUGGUACCUGAGGGUACCCGUGAUGUUCCCCUUGGGACAACACUGUGCAUCAUUGUAGAGAAGGAAUCGGACAUUUCAGCAUUUGCCGAUUAUGUGGAAACUGGAGUUACUGAUACUAAGCCUCAACCUUCUCCACCAACUCCGCCUGCCUCUGUUGUACAACAGCCUGUGGCAGCACCCACUGUUUCUCCUCCAGUCAAGCCUAGAGAUCCCAAAGGUCGAGUAUUUGCUAGUCCCUUGGCAAAGAAACUGGCAGCUGAUAAGGGCAUUGACCUCCGACAAGUGAAAGGUACUGGACCCGAUGGUCAAAUCAGGAAAAAAGAUGUUGACUCAUUUGUGCCUUCAAAGGUCGUCCCAACUCCUGCUCCAACUGCUCCUGGAGUAGCACCUGUACCUACUGGAACAUUUACAGAUAUUCCUAUCUCUAAUAUACGAAAGGUUAUAGCCCAACGUCUUAUGCAGUCCAAGCAGACUAUCCCCCAUUACUACUUAUCUAUAGAUGUCAAUAUGGAUAAUAUUCUGGAACUUCGAAAGCAGUUGAAUGAGGAAGUCAAAUCUGAAGACAUUAAGCUGUCAGUAAAUGAUUUCCUCAUAAAGGCUUCAGCUUUGGCAUGCUUAAAGAUUCCCGAAGUUAACUCCUCUUGGUUGGACACAGUUAUCAGGCAAAACCACGUCGUGGAUGUUAGUGUGGCGGUGAGCACUCCUGCUGGUCUGAUCACUCCCAUUGUGUUUAAUGCACACAUCAAAGGACUAGCCUCCAUCAGUAAUGAUGUGAAAUCCCUCGCUGAGAAAGCUCGUGAUGGAAAACUCCAGCCCCAUGAAUUUCAGGGUGGAACGUUUACAAUAUCUAACCUAGGAAUGUAUGGUAUAAAGAAUUUUUCAGCGAUUAUCAACCCACCCCAAGCAUGCAUUCUUGCUAUUGGUGGAUCAGAAGAAAGACUGCUUCCUGCAGAAAAUGAGAGGGGAUUUAAUGUUUCCAAUAUAAUGUCAGUAACCCUGAGCUGUGACCAUCGUGUUGUGGAUGGAGCAGUUGGUGCCCAGUGGCUAGCCGAGUUCAAGAAGUUCCUUGAAAGGCCACCUACCAUGCUGUUAUAAAUUUCAAGAACUGGUGUUUAUUUAAGUGUCGAGUUUUUUUUCCCCUAAGGUGGUUUUAUUUAUGAAUUCCUUAUUCCUGUUAUCCAUGUAAGACUAAAGUAUUUGUACAAACAGUGAAAACAAGAUAUGCAAUUGAGCUCAAAUUCAUAGUAAAUUGAAGAACAAUAUACUGUUUUCCAGUUCCAGGUCUACAUAGAAACUAUCAGUACUGUAACUGAAUUCCUAACUGAUAAUUCACCUAAAUGCUCCACCCUUCCAUGUUCAGAUGCCACAAUCUAGAAAGGAAGUCUAACCAGUACCAAAAGUCCAUAAUAUAUUUAAAUCUGAGACUUUUUUCCUUAUUUUGAAGAAAAAUCAGAAUUCAAUGUACAAGAUCUUCUCUGCUUUCUGUAAAAGUGGUGUCAUAGAAUACCCUGGGCAUGACAGUAUUAAUCCUCACCAGGUAUAGGGCAUAUUUAUAUAUUUCUCUUAAUUAGCUGAUCUAAAAUCAGUGCUGAAGUACUAAAUUAAAAGCAUAACUUCUAGUCCAAUAUUAUUCGACUAACUAUGUUACAAUGAUCUGGAAUUAUUUUGAAAGUAAAUACUACACAUGAAUAUUGUUUUGGGUUGUAGAUCAGUACUUGUUAACCAGACAAGAAUUACAAGGAUUUUUCUUUCCCCAUUUUUAUGCAUCAGAUGACAAAUUAUUUAAAGUAGGUUAUCCCCCAGAAUAAUAUUAUGCAUCUUUAUACCCCUUUCCAAGUGUAAAUUGCAAUUAUUACUGUAAAUAAUAUGAAAUGAGAUGCAAAAGAACAACUUUCAAAGUGUUUAUAUUCCACAUGUGCCACAUAACAAAAAAUAUUUCAUUGCUGACAACUGAUAAAUGCCAGAUUGUUUCUUCAUUAGCAUUCUCAAAUCUGGUGGGUUUGUUUCCAACCCUCUUUAAAAUUGGCUGAGGCUGAGUAAAUUUUGAAAUACUGUAUCUUUACGCAGAGUUCAGAAAUGCAUGUUUCCAGUCAAUUUUCAGUCCUCUUGUGAUUACUGUCACUGCAAUCAGUACCUGCUUUUUUCCAGUUUGCACAUGUUUUGUCUAGUGCAGUCAGGUGGUGGAGAACAGGUAACUGCACACAGAACAAAAGUUUUUCUCCUGAUUUUAGUCAAGUCUUUCUGAAUUCCACAGAUAAUUAACAACUAGAUAUAAAAAUAAGUUUCAGAAUAAAAUAAUGAGCCCAAACCUGCUUAUAUUCUUUAGUUUGUGUUCUUGGUGCAGUGCAGGCUAAUUGUUUUGUUUACUGCCUAAAAUAUCUGUUGAUCAUUCUUACCACUCCAGAUACUUCAUGCCUUAUUAUUUAAUAUACCUAACAACUCUGACAAAUAGGAAAGGUGGGGGGGAAUAAAAGCUGAAACUUGAAACCAAAUUAAAUGUAGAGUACUGUACAAUAUCUCACAUUUGUAUGCCAGUUGUGUUACCAAUAAAAUGCCAUAUGCUCAUUAAUACUACUUAAAAGUAUAUUUGUUUGCUGUUCAAUGUGGUGUGAUUAAAUCGCCUUGUUAUCUAGAAUCAAUGUGUGCUGCAAAGAAGAAUAUUGUACUUCUAACAUCAUGGAUACUAAUUGAUCAACUGAAUUAACUUGAUUCUCAAAUGGAUUGCCUUGAUGUCCUGUAUAUCUUUGGGGUGCAUAGUAAUGCUUCAUUAUUAAGUAGCGUUUUCAUAAUUUGUAUAACCUUGUUUAUUAUUGUGAUGUUGCCAAUCAAGUUAAUUUGCUAAUUGUUGCACUUAAAGGAUUGCAUAUAAAAUAGGAAGCGCUUUUCUUUCCAGUGCACACUUCAUUUAUAAUUUGUAUUCUUUCCUGUUGGGGAUUAUGUACUGUUUGAUGGUGGGUGGGUCUGAGUAACACAUGAUGUCCCUCUUGCUUGCAGGUCAGUAUUGUUAAUAUGGAAAUUGUUAUGCUGCACACAUUGAUCUGACUUUAAAAAUCUGGGCAUUUUUGUUUUGGUGGAAGCACCAUUUUGCUGUAUAUUCAGCAUAAAACCAAUUUUUAGAAUUUUUAGAUCCUGAAAUAGUUUUUGGGGAGACUAAACAAAACGCACAAAUUGGUAAGGUCUCUGUAAAUUAUAGUGAAAUGUCUUAUACUAUAUCUGUAUUGUUAAUUCAAUCCACAACCUCCCAGACUAGCAACUUGGUAUGUAGUGGCAACUUACAUUAAAAACCAGGAUUUAAAUAAAAUAAUAGACAAAACAAUGAA
This is a messenger RNA of Hemiscyllium ocellatum (epaulette shark), 4189 nucleotides long. RefSeq names its product dihydrolipoamide S-acetyltransferase (E2 component of pyruvate dehydrogenase complex) (gene dlat). Gene Ontology annotation, molecular function: dihydrolipoyllysine-residue acetyltransferase activity. The transcript has 14 exons. NCBI's taxonomy places the organism in Eukaryota, Metazoa, Chordata, Chondrichthyes, Orectolobiformes, Hemiscylliidae. The record is from RefSeq and is a predicted model, not a curated record. The coding region runs from base 102 to 1964 and encodes 620 amino acids. Gene Ontology annotation, biological process: pyruvate decarboxylation to acetyl-CoA. Gene Ontology annotation, cellular component: pyruvate dehydrogenase complex.